This is a messenger RNA of Physella acuta, 2313 nucleotides long. Its product is annotated as regulator of chromosome condensation. Lineage: Eukaryota; Metazoa; Mollusca; Gastropoda; Physidae. Gene Ontology annotation, cellular component: cytoplasm. The record is from RefSeq and is a predicted model, not a curated record. Gene Ontology annotation, molecular function: guanyl-nucleotide exchange factor activity.
ACUGGGGCACAGACUGUGUAACACAUGUAUUGUAAUGCAGAGUGUUGAACGCAUUGGUCAACAGUGCUUCAAUUUGCAAAUUCAUAAUCUUUUUGCUAAGUGGUUACAGUGAGAUUUUCAGCCUUUUUAGAAAUGCCUCAGGGAAAGAAAAGAACUUUGGAAAAAAAUAAUCACAAUGGUACAAAGCCAAAACGCUUGAAAGUAACCCAUGAUUCACAUGGAUCAGUUCAUGGCGUGGUGCUUGCAUGUGGGCAAGGAGAUGUGGGUCAGCUAGGCCUUGGUGUUGAUAUAACAGAGAGGACCAGGCUAGCAUAUGUUGAGAUCCCUGAUCCUGUUAUCCAAGUGUGUGCUGGGGGCAUGCACACAGUGUGCCUGACCAACACUGGACAGGUUUUUACAUUUGGGUGCAACGAUGAAGGUGCUCUUGGCCGUGAUACAAGUGUUGAAGGCUCAGAUGCCAAACCUGGAAAAGUUAACAUCCCUGCUCCUAUUGUCAUGGUAACAGCUGGUGACAGUCAUACGGCAGCCCUCACAGAUGAUGGCAGAGUUUAUGCUUGGGGAAACUUCAGGGAUGCCAAUGGAUCUAUGGGACUUACUACAAAUGGGAUUGAGAAAACACCUUUUGAGUUGAUUCAGGAAGAAGUUAUUGUCAAGAUGGUUUCUGGCAGUGACCAUUUAGUUUGUCUUACUGACAGGGGGGAUCUUUUAUCUUUGGGGUGUGCAGAGCAGGGUCAGCUUGGAAGAAUUGCAGAAUGCUUUGCGACGCGCGGCGGUCGUAAAGGACUUGAUAUGAUUCUUUCACCUGGCCGAGUAAAAGUGAAACGUUUUAAGACUCGUAAAAUGGCACAGUUCUGUGACGUGUGGGCCGGAGCUUAUACAACAUUUGCUAAAGAAAAAGAGACUGGAGAUAUAUAUGCCUGGGGUUUAAAUAACUACUAUCAACUAGGAUUCAAUGAUAUGGUUAACCGGUUUAUUCCUGAACGUGUGACAUCAUUCUCUGAAAAAGGCUCAUGGUCAAUGCUCAGUGGUGGUCAACACCAUACAGUUGCCCUGGAUUCUAAAGGAAAAGUUUACACCAUUGGUAGAGAGGAUUAUGGGCGUCUGGGUCUUGAUAAAAACUGUGGGGAGAAACAAGAGCCGACGUUGGUCCCUGCCCUGCAGGAUUUUACCUGUGUCAAUGUAGCAGCUGGAGGCUGUGUUAGCUUUGCUGUAACAAAUGAUGGUACCCUGUACUCAUGGGGCAUGGGCUCCAACAACCAGUUGGGCUCAGGUGAUGAUGAAGACCAGUUUGUUCCCACCAAGGUUGCAGGCAAACAGCUUGAGUCCAGGUCCGCUGUUAUGGUGUCAGCUGGAGGUCAACAUACUGUGGUGCUGGCCAAGAGCAUUGAGAAUGGUGACACUAAUCACUGACAUUAAGGACACUUGUUAAAUGUUAGCUUCUCUUCCAAUAUGUUAUCUACUUUAUACUUAAAUUAUGUUCAAUUUUUAGCAACUGCUGUUAUCUAACUGCCAGAAAAUGCACAUUUUAUUUUGUUUUAAAAGUUUUACGGCCAUGUUUAAAACUCAGUAUUGCAGUCAUUGAUGCUGAACAUUGCCGCAAGUAUGUUUGUUAUCAGUUCUUUUGUUUUGGAUGCCAUGACUAGUGUUAAGGGUAGAUAAUCAGUGCUGAUGACUAGUGUUAAGGGUAGAUAAUCAUUGCUGAACUGUUGGUCACCUGGCCAGGUGCUCAACCAUCUACAGAACUGAUAAGGUUUACAUCUAAUGCUCAAUGUCAGUGGUUUCAAGCUAUUGGGUUAUGUAAUAUAGCAUGACUUUAAUCUCAGUUUUGAAAACAUUAUCAUAGAUCUAAAGUAAUAUGAACUAGUUUACAUCGCUCUGUCGUUGUGUCAGAUCACUAUUAUUUUGUUGAAUCUAUAACUAAAAUGAAAUGUGCUCAGGUUUUAGAACCUACAUUAAGGAAAAUACCUGAGAUAAUUUGGUUUGUUUGAAUUUAAAUUGUGCAAGCCUCAACAUGUAGCUUUUAUAUAUUUUUAAGCACCAUUUUAGUCCAAUAAAAAAUUUUAAAGCCCAAAAUAAAUGAUUGAUAAAAUUUCUAGAAAUAUCUGUGUUGUUUGAACUGUUUAACUUAUUCAACUUAUUGAUUUGUAUUGUAUGCUGUUUAAAUCCAACUAGUUGUUUUAAAGUUUGCUAUUAAGAUAGCAUUGUGUAUUUUAAAAGAUUUUUAACUGCUGUUUUAAGCUGAUGUUGAACAUUUUAUGCCUGUGUGGAUGUGUGCUCUCUAUGCCAUUAUGUUCAUGUACAGAGAAAUAAAUU